AAACCGCAGCACAACAGAGUAACAAAGCACGGGGCCGACGUCGUGCUCUAAUGACCCAAACACUUCGCCAGCCUCGCGCGCGGCUUCUCUUUGAAGUCACUUUGAUCUCCAGGGCGCACUUUUAAUCAGCCUCACAGCUAAACGAUACUAAAUAGCGGUUGGCUCUCGCGCUCGGAGGGCGCGACACGGAGAGCUGCACUCCUCGCGACAUUGUUUACAUUUUAAUACCACUUAUAACACAUUUUCCUGCCACCCUGGUUCAUUAUUUUACAUUAUUUACGAAAUCGUGGUGUUUUUUCGUCUCGCGAAUGUGUGAAUAAUGGCAGAUAGACCGGGCAUAUGGCACCGAAGAACACUGGGGAGAGUGACAAGGACGGGUAGAGGGAGAAAGAAAGGGGAGGGGAACUGACAUUAAAGCAACACAACAAGGAAACUACGCUGCGGAGCCGCAGACGCCUUCAUUUUAUGUUUUUGAAUAAUAGCCGGAGCUCGUGUGGCGAAGUGUAUCUGUGAAAUCGGCCCCGGAGCUCGACCCCAGCACAGCCUCGAGUGCCCGGAGAAGGAGCCGCUUUUUGGGGGGGAUUUAAAGGCUCUCUCCGUCGCUUUCAAGAGAUAUGGACUCAGAGCCACCCAGCUCUCCACAGGUGGUGGAGGACGGAGGAGAGGAGGAUGAGGAGGAGCUCAGUGGAGGAGAGGAGGCAGACCUGCGGUCCAGCUCUGGCCGGAGCUCCCUGCUGACCCGGAGAGGCAUCACCCUGAGAGUGCUGCUCAAGGAUGGCCUGGUGGAGCCGGGAGACGGCGUGCUCGCGAUCCACUACCUGGGUAAGAACUUUGUAGGAGACCUGUUGAAUGAUGGGAAAAUCCGGUGGGUGGAGACGGGCCAGAUCUUCAACUCGCCCAGUGCCUGGGCAACACACUGCAAACGUCUGGUCAACCCAGCCAAGAAGUCUGGCUGUGGCUGGGCGUCCGUACGCUACCGCGGUCAGAAGCUGGUCCAGUACAAAACCACCUGGCUGCACAAGUACCAACCCAGCGCCGACAUGAGCAUGGUGAGUGAGGAGGACGAUGAUGAAGAUGAAGAGGAAGGGAAGACCGCUGUGCAGGCAGAUGAGAACAAGAACAACAAACCUGGAAUAAUUGACGUGAUGGUUUCACGGAGAACUGACCGAGAGAGAAUCCCUGUCAGAUAUUGCACCUUGGGCACCAGGGAUGCUGCCAGAGAUCCGCACACACUCGUGGAGCUGUCGGCCUUCUCAGCCAUCAACAGAUUCCAGCCUUUCAAUGUCGCCGUGUCCAGUAACGUCCUGCUGCUCAUGGAUUUCCACUGCCACCUGACCACCAGUGAGGUGGUGGGAUACCUCGGAGGACGAUGGGAUACAAAUACACAAUUGCUGACAGUCUUAAGGGCUUUCCCCUGUCGGACCAGGCUGGCAGACAGAGACUCUGCUUCUGCGGUUGAGGAAGAGAUCUGUCAGAACCUGUUCAUGCGUGGGCUGUCGUUGGUGGGCUGGUACCACAGUCACCCGCGAGGUCCGGCUCUGCCGUCGCUGCAGGACAUCGACUCCCAGAUGGACCACCAGCUGAGGCUGCAGGGUUCAAACAACGGCUUCCAGCCCUGUCUGGGCAUCAUCUGUGGACCGUAUUACCACGGCAAUCAAGGCGUGGCGUCCACAAUAACCCCGUUCUGGGUCGUACCGCCGCCAGAGCAACGGCCGAAUGACCACGGGAUCCCAGUGGCGGUAGAGGUCACCUACGUACAGGACAACUUUCUCACCAGUGACGUUCUAAAUGAGAUGAUGCUGCUGGUUGACUACUACAGGACAGCUCCCGACCUCGUCCAGUUCAGCCAGUAUUGGUGUCCCGAUACGACCAUGAUGGACAAGAUCAAGGGCUCUCUGAGUUGCCACGCUCCCAAAGAUCAGGCCUACUCUCAGAUCUUAGAGCAUGUCUACAGUCAGCUGAGCUGCACACACUGAGGGGGGGGGGGGGUCAUGUAAAAACCUGCUUGAAAAACAUAUGGAUGCUUUGAAUGAGUCAUUUUGAUACAGCAUUAUUGGGAGUUUAAGAUAAAUAUACAAUUGAUACUCAAAACCAAAACAGCAGCAGAUCAGAGAACACACGACCAACAUUUUCCAGAAGCAUUUCAUGGACCAGAAAUCCACCCGCCUGAUUGGCCUCUUCUCUGUUGGACCUAUGUGCCUCUGUGCCAGCAUCCUGUACUAUGAUGUCUGUACAGAUGUGUGGACAAUGCUGACUUCCAAUGUGUUGUCAUUGUCUUUAUAAACUAAACCAAUGGAGCAGUAGUUGGGGGAAGUGAAAAUGAGAAGUGAAUAAUAUACGACAGUAGCUAAGUAUGCAAGUGUUUGAUCCGAACUGUACUCUGCAAUAAGUUUUGUGAACGUGUUCAAGUGAAAUUGGAUGGUUGCAAUGUGGUGCAAGUAAUAUUGUAUCAUGCAAAUUGUUUUUUAUUAUUAAUGAACCUGUGUGCAUGUGCCGUGUUGUGAAUGUGCCCCUCUACUGUCUCCCUGUCAGGAUAUGUGAGACCGGAUAUGUUCUUCCUCUUUAUCUGUACUGUAUUUAUUUCUCACUGUGGAUUGUGUGAUGUUGGUGUAUGAAGACGGAGCCGUCAGCCUGCUGCUGAUCCACAAAGCAUUAAAAUAUACACACUGGAACUAUUUAAACAA
Messenger RNA from Pseudoliparis swirei, 2684 nucleotides. RefSeq names its product MPN domain containing (gene mpnd). The transcript has 13 exons. NCBI's taxonomy places the organism in Eukaryota, Metazoa, Chordata, Actinopteri, Perciformes, Liparidae. The record is from RefSeq and is a predicted model, not a curated record. Gene Ontology annotation, biological process: double-strand break repair. Gene Ontology annotation, cellular component: BRISC complex; BRCA1-A complex. Gene Ontology annotation, molecular function: metallopeptidase activity; polyubiquitin modification-dependent protein binding. Bases 615 to 1976 code for a protein of 453 amino acids.